UACCUUCACACUUGCAAACAUCUUGCUGGCAUUAAUCACGCGAAACCUGGAAAUUUUAUUAACUUGUGCAUUGUAAAAUUGCUCGGAAAUAUCAAGAAGAGGCACAUACCACAUGUUGCCUCGAAAUCGCGUAUUCGAGAUGCCAAAGGCAUAUGCGGGCUAGGAGAGUAACCAUAACUAUGUUGCUGUGCUCGAACAUAGCUGCGAUGACAUUCGUAUCGUCCAUUCAUGCGAGUCAGAUCUGUGUCAAUAGAUACAUGAAUAGUGCCUGUAGCUGCGAACAAGACAUGGCAUAUCUGCAACAACUUCUCCAUAGGAUCCCAGAUCGACGGCUUAUCACAGGCAAUAUUGACGUUGUUCACCGACCGGCGAAGGCGUUGAACCAGGUCCUGGUCUGGGCGAUACUAUCGUGCUUUCUUGGAAGCUGCGGGGGAAGCGCGACGUGCUCGAACGUCAAGGCAAAGCAAGGUGUUGGUCUCGGCCCACGUUUCAAGCAAGUCCUAUAACGAAAAGUUAGUCGAGUCGUGGUGCAAACUUGAUUCAGCAGUGAUUUGAUCCCAAACGAAGCCACCUUGGCUGGCCUCGUCAAAACGGGGCAGCUGGGUCUGGAGAGGAUGGGCGGAUACCAGG
This is a messenger RNA of Aspergillus novofumigatus IBT 16806, 630 nucleotides long. RefSeq lists its product as uncharacterized. Lineage: Eukaryota; Fungi; Ascomycota; Eurotiomycetes; Eurotiales; Aspergillaceae. Bases 153 to 506 code for a protein of 117 amino acids. The record is from RefSeq and is a predicted model, not a curated record. The transcript has 2 exons.